Triticum dicoccoides is the source of this 1948-nucleotide messenger RNA. Its product is annotated as glucan endo-1,3-beta-glucosidase 7-like. The transcript has 3 exons. The record is from RefSeq and is a predicted model, not a curated record. The coding region runs from base 357 to 1763 and encodes 468 amino acids. Gene Ontology annotation, biological process: carbohydrate metabolic process. Gene Ontology annotation, molecular function: hydrolase activity, hydrolyzing O-glycosyl compounds. NCBI's taxonomy places the organism in Eukaryota, Viridiplantae, Streptophyta, Magnoliopsida, Poales, Poaceae.
CAACGGGCAAGCACUGUCGCCGUCCCAGCUCUCAACACCACCACGCAUGCAACAGUAGCCAGCUCUCAUAACGGGGCGAUCUCCGUCGACCGCGACCGGUGGCCCGCUCCGCCGCGCCGCACGCACGUGGCCACCGCAGAGCUCCAAAUCCCAAGCCCCCUUCCACACCCAAUACCUUGCCUGGAAUCCGCGGCCACGCAACGCCGGGCGCCACCCGCCACCGCUACCGUCACCUCGAAGGGCGCCAACAGUACGCAUACGAUUCUUGCUCGACUUGGCCGGCCUCCUCCCCGUCUCCCCGCGUCUUAAGUCUUAACAGAGCCGAUCCAGAGGUAAAUCCGAGCAAGAAUCCAUCCAUGGAGGCCGAGUCGAGAAAGCUGCUGCUCCUCGCGCCCGUCCUGCUCUGCUGCCUCGUGGCCAUAUCGGACGCGCAGUCGCAGCACAUCGGCGUCAACUACGGCGAGGUGGCGGACAACCUGCCGCCGCCGGACGCCACGGCGCGGCUGCUCAAGUCCACCGCCAUCACCAAGCUCCGCCUCUACGGCGUCGACGCGGGCCUCAUCCGCGCGCUGGCCGGCACCGGCGUCUCCCUCGUGCUCGGGGUGGCCAACGGCGACAUCCCCGCCAUCGCCGCCGACCCCAACGCCGCCGCCGGCUGGCUCGCCGCCAACGUGCUGCCCUUCGUCCCGGCCACGGCCGUCUCCGUCGUCGCCGUCGGCAACGAGGUGCUCGAGUCCGGGGACGCCGCGCUCGCCGCCGCGCUGCUCCCGGCCAUGCAGAACCUCCGCGCCGCCGCCGUCGCGGCCGGCGACGGGGCAGCUGCCAUCAAGUUCUCCACGGUCAACACCAUGGCCGUGCUCGCGCAGUCCGACCCGCCCUCCACCGGCGCGUUCCGCCCGGACGCCGCCGCCCAGCUGCAGGGGAUCCUGGGCUUCCUCAGCCGCACCGGCGCGCCCUUCAUGGUCAACCCCUACCCCUACUUCGCGUACCAGUCCGACCCGCGCCCCGACACGCUCGCAUUCUGCCUCUUCCGCCCCAACGCCGGCCGCCUCGACGCCGGGUCCAAGAUCACCUACACCAACAUGUUCGACGCGCAGGUCGACGCCGUCAAGUCCGCGCUCGGCCGCGCCGGCUACGGCGCCGUCGACAUCGUGGUCGCCGAGACCGGGUGGCCGACGAAAGGCGAUCCCACGGAGCAAGGCGCCACCGUGGACAACGCCAGGGCCUACGUCUCCAACCUCGUCGCCCACCUCAGGUCCGGCGCCGGCACGCCGCUCAUGCCGGGGAGGCCCGUCGACACCUACCUCUUCGCGCUCUACGACGAGGACCUCAAGCCCGGCCCCGCCUCCGAGCGGGCCUUCGGGCUCUACCACACCGAUCUCACCAUGGCCUACGACGCCGGCCUCACCUCCUCCUCGUCCGGUGGAGGUGGCGGCAGCACGGCCACCACGCCGACGCCAACGACUCCGACCCCGAGCAAGGGGUCAGGGGGAUGGUGCGUGGCGAGCGCGGGCGCGACGGACGCGCAGCUGCAGACGGACCUGGACUACGCGUGCUCGCAGGUGGGCGUGGACUGCGGCGCCAUCCAGCCCGGGGGCGCCUGCUUCCAGCCCAACACGGUGCGCGCCCACGCCGCCUACGCCAUGAACCAGCUCUACCAGGCCGCCGGCAGCCACCCGUGGAACUGCGACUUCCGGCAGUCCGCCACCCUCACAUCCACCAACCCCAGCUACGGCUCGUGUGUGUUCACCGGAGGCCAAUGAAAUGAUGCAACCAACCGGAGCAUGCUAUGCACCACACCACGGCCGGCGUCUGCCUUGCGCCACCGCGUGAUUGUCUGUCAUUGUCCUGACAGGACGAGAGCUGAGUUGUUUGUGUACACACAUCCUGUUUAUUUUUCUGGACAAGCAAAGGCGCCAUUCAUUCGAAUUUAAAACAUUUUACAUGA